GCGUAUAAAUACGGGUGGCAGGACCGCGCCGAGCCGCACACAGCCAUCCACCUUCUCCUCUCCCUCUCCCUCUCUCCCCGUUCUUCUCUCUCUGUAGGCCCCCAUCUCCGCCGCGAGCCAGAGGGGCUCCGACCGCCACCAUGAGUUCCUUCAGCUACGAGCCGUACUACUCGACCUCCUACAAGCGGCGCUACGUGGAGACGCCCCGGGUGCACAUCUCCAGCGUGCGCAGCGGCUACAGCACCGCGCGCUCCGCUUACUCCAGCUACUCCGCGCCGGUCUCCUCCUCGCUGUCCGUGCGCCGCAGCUACUCGUCCAGCUCCGGCUCCCUGAUGCCCAGUCUCGAGAACCUCGACCUGAGCCAGGUAGCCGCCAUCAGCAACGACCUCAAGUCGAUCCGCACCCAGGAGAAGGCGCAGCUGCAGGACCUCAACGACCGCUUCGCCAGCUUCAUCGAGCGCGUGCACGAGCUGGAGCAGCAGAACAAGGUGCUGGAGGCUGAGCUGCUGGUGCUGCGCCAGAAGCACUCCGAGCCCUCGCGCUUCCGGGCGCUGUACGAGCAAGAGAUCCGCGACCUGCGCCUGGCGGCGGAAGACGCUACCAACGAGAAGCAGGCGCUCCAGGGCGAGCGCGAAGGGCUGGAGGAGACUUUGCGCAACCUGCAGGCGCGCUAUGAAGAGGAGGUGCUGAGCCGCGAGGACGCCGAGGGCCGGCUGAUGGAAGCGCGCAAAGGAGCCGACGAGGCCGCGCUCGCCCGCGCCGAGCUCGAGAAGCGCAUCGACAGCCUGAUGGACGAAAUCGCCUUCCUGAAGAAAGUGCACGAAGAGGAGAUCGCCGAGCUGCAGGCGCAGAUCCAGUACGCGCAGAUCUCCGUGGAGAUGGACGUGUCCUCCAAGCCCGACCUCUCCGCCGCGCUCAAGGACAUCCGCGCUCAGUACGAGAAGCUGGCCGCCAAGAACAUGCAGAACGCCGAAGAGUGGUUCAAGAGCCGCUUCACCGUGCUGACCGAGAGCGCCGCCAAGAACACCGACGCGGUGCGCGCCGCCAAGGACGAGGUGUCCGAGAGCCGCCGCCUGCUCAAGGCCAAGACCCUGGAGAUCGAAGCGUGCCGGGGCAUGAACGAAGCGCUGGAGAAGCAGCUGCAGGAGCUGGAAGACAAGCAGAACGCCGACAUUAGUGCUAUGCAGGACACGAUCAACAAAUUAGAAAACGAAUUGAGAACCACAAAGAGCGAAAUGGCUCGGUACCUUAAAGAAUACCAAGACCUCCUCAACGUAAAGAUGGCUUUGGACAUUGAGAUUGCAGCUUACAGGAAACUCUUGGAAGGUGAGGAGACCCGGCUCAGUUUCACCAGCGUGGGAAGCAUAACCAGCGGCUACUCCCAGAGCUCUCAGGUCUUUGGCCGAUCUGCCUACGGCGGUUUACAGACCAGCUCCUACUUGAUGUCAGCCCGCUCCUUCCCGUCUUACUACACCAGCCACGUCCAGGAGGAGCAGAUCGAGGUGGAGGAGACCAUUGAGGCUGCCAAGGCCGAGGAAGCCAAGGACGAACCCCCUUCUGAAGGAGAAGCAGAGGAGGAGGAGAAGGAGAAGGAAGAGGCUGAAGAGGAGGAAGGAGCUGAAGAGGAAGAAGCUGCCAAGGAGGAAUCCGAGGAGGCCAAGGAGGAAGAAGAAGGAGGUGAUGGCGAAGAAGGAGAAGAGACCAAAGAAGCCGAGGAGGAGGAAGAGGAGAAGAAAAAUGGAGGUGCUGCCGAAGAGCAAGCCACUAAAAAGAAAGAUUGAGCCCCUCUUUUCCUUAAUGAUUCCUGGAAGAAUUCUCCCGAAAUCAGGUCAACCCCAUCACCAACCAACCAGUUGAGUUCCAGAUACUAUAUGAAUUAAGAAGUCAAUAUAUGUAUACUUCUGAGAUGACUUAGGUUGGACUUUAAAUGUCGUGCUAUGACUUUUUUCCUUAUGCAGAGUAUCUGUUUGCUUGCAGAGUGGCUUCCUGGCUUGCUGCCAGCCUGUGCAUGGUCCACGCUUACGAGUUCAGGAUCUAUGGCAAUGUGAAUAAUUCAGAUGUUUACAAUAAAUACACACACACACACACAGACACACACACAUGAAUAAAUGAAUUCACUAAUGUUAAUGUUAAACUUCAUGGUAAAAAUAGUCCUUUGAACCUUUGGUGGUUAGAAAUUAAAGACCUCGAAUCAUGUGCAAUAAAUAGUAAAUAAAGUUACACUGAAUGACAUUCUUUGCUGUGGUUGUUGACUUAAUUAAGAUCUCCUAAAGAAGGCAGCAGGGUAAGCCAUCUACAACUAGACUGUCGACCUCCAAAAUUUCUUUAUGUCCAAAUGUUAACAAUUACAAUGCAUUUCCCCCCUUAAUUGAUCAUUCUGAGGGGGUGCAUGUAGGUCAGGACCAUUCAUGAAAUCUCUCCCCUCAAAACUUUGGCUGAGAAUAAACUUGAGUACAUGAGAAUCUCUGGGGUUUUUCUUUUAUAAUUAGCAAUAUAUUUUGCCCCAUAAAAUGUAUAAUGUUGCAAUCGGCUUUCUUGGAGGCAAUGGUGUAAUAUAAAAACACUUUUGUGGUAAAUAGGUAACUUAAAAAUAUAAUAUGGAUAGAGUAUGAAUUAAUUUCACCCACCCCUUACUAUAAUCGCCUUAUCUUAAUAUAAUCUGAAUAUCAUGGGCAGAAGUUGAAACCCAAGCAGUUGAUAGAAUCAGAUGGGGUUUUUUUCUGCGUAUAAUUUGGAAGGAGAGAGUAAGAAUAUAAAAGAUUAUUGACCAUUGCAAACGUAUUACCUGCAAUCCUGAGCUCGUGAUUCAGUGUGUUGUUAGCUUGAUUCCGUCGCCUCAAGUUAACAAUAUGGUUUACUUGAGCAUUAGCCACCCAUUUUAAGCUUUUUAAAAACUACAGAUACAGAUAAUUUAUUGUCUGUCACUAAAGGGAGGAGAUUAGAUACCAGUAUGUCACAUUGCCAUUGCUCUGAGUGUCUUUGUUGGGAAAUAUUUGGAUUUCAGUGAUUGCUCUAACUGGUUGGACCUUGCAUCAAGUACACACCCCAUCCAUCCUCCCUGUUCACUGUAAAGUCAUGAAAGCUCUUGCACUUGCACUUGAUGUGGAAUGUAGAUGAAAUUAACUGAUUAUUCGCUGUUCUGCUUUUGUUCCUACACAAUUGCUUUUUCAGCUAGUUUUGUUCAGUGUUUGUUCUUUAGACAGCUUUUAAAAGUUAAUGAACCUGAGAGCAAAGUGGUCUUUAUUUAAAUUUAUCUGAGUCUUCACACUACCUAUUUAGAGUUAAAUAUAUAUCGGUAAUAUAAUUUCUUUUCAUGAUGCUAUUGAUUUGAACUAUGACGAUUCUCAGUAUAGUGGUGUCGGCAAAGACUAGGAGUCGCCUCAGAAACCAAGCUUUUCACAUUUAUGUUCAUUAAGGAUGGGAUGCUAGACAUGAUAAGUCUAAGAAAGAUGCAAAUUACAUGUACAAAAGUAACUUUAGCCAAAUGGAAAUGGUUGGUUUGAGAAUUACCUGAAGUAAGAACUCUGUACCAUAUUCUAUCCUGUGUGCCAAAAUAAAAUACUGAAAAACCAAAA
Molecule: messenger RNA, 3575 nt
Organism: Hyaena hyaena (striped hyena)
Lineage: Eukaryota; Metazoa; Chordata; Mammalia; Carnivora; Hyaenidae
Gene: NEFL
Product: neurofilament light
Exons: 4
Coding region: 141-1781 (546 amino acids)
Biological process (GO): neurofilament bundle assembly
Cellular component (GO): axon; intermediate filament; postsynaptic intermediate filament cytoskeleton
Molecular function (GO): structural constituent of postsynaptic intermediate filament cytoskeleton
Source: RefSeq, a predicted model, not a curated record